Messenger RNA from Patiria miniata (bat star), 498 nucleotides. Its product is annotated as snaclec CHH-B subunit beta-like. The record is from RefSeq and is a predicted model, not a curated record. Bases 1 to 498 code for a protein of 165 amino acids. NCBI's taxonomy places the organism in Eukaryota, Metazoa, Echinodermata, Asteroidea, Valvatida, Asterinidae. The transcript has a single exon. Gene Ontology annotation, molecular function: signaling receptor activity.
AUGGCGUUUGAUAACGGUUUUGUGGUAAUAUUGGCAUCCAUCACAUGCAGUUUGUUGGUUGAUAGCGGUGUAGCUGCUCUCUGCAGCUCACCUUACUGCCCACCACCCUGGCGUGCUUUCCAGGGGCACUGCUACCUGUGGGUGGACAAACCAAUGCCUUGGAUAGAUGCUGAGCGCUACUGCCAGAUGCUAUCCCACCCGGGGAAGAUGGUCCACCUUGCGUCCAUUCACAGCCAAGAGGAGGAUGAAUUCAUCAAAGAUUACGUAAAGAGCGCCUCUGACGUCUGGACUCCCAGCUACUGGAUUGGCUUCACCGACAUCGAAGGAAAGAAUCGGUUCCAGUGGAGUGACGGAUCUGCCUCGUCUUACCUUGGUUGGGGGCCAUUGGAACCAAGUUCCCCAGGAUACGAAGACUGUGUCGAAUGCCGAGAUGAUUUUUCCCACCAAUGGAAUGACUUGUUGUGCAGUGAAAGCAUUCGAUUUGUCUGCAAACUCUAG